Messenger RNA from Carica papaya (papaya), 165 nucleotides. RefSeq names its product Low temperature and salt responsive protein family. The record is from RefSeq and is a predicted model, not a curated record. Lineage: Eukaryota; Viridiplantae; Streptophyta; Magnoliopsida; Brassicales; Caricaceae. Gene Ontology annotation, cellular component: membrane.
AUGGGUUCAGAGACUUUCCUUGAAGUCGUUCUUGCCAUUCUGAUACCUCCCGUUGGAGUCUUUCUUCGUUAUGGCUGUGGGGUGGAAUUCUGGAUAGAUUUGUUGCUCACAAUAUUGGGUUACAUCCCGGGGAUUAUAUAUGCCAUUUAUGUUCUUGUUGGAUGA